Triticum aestivum (bread wheat) is the source of this 624-nucleotide messenger RNA. RefSeq names its product AP2/ERF and B3 domain-containing transcription repressor TEM1-like. Gene Ontology annotation, biological process: regulation of DNA-templated transcription. The transcript has a single exon. The record is from RefSeq and is a predicted model, not a curated record. Gene Ontology annotation, molecular function: DNA-binding transcription factor activity; DNA binding. NCBI's taxonomy places the organism in Eukaryota, Viridiplantae, Streptophyta, Magnoliopsida, Poales, Poaceae. The coding region runs from base 1 to 624 and encodes 207 amino acids.
AUGCUCGCCAGGCGCUCCACCACACUGCCACGCGCCCUUCCUCUCGCCACCUUGUCGCUUCCAUGCUUUCUCGCCGCUUCCAGCGCCCGCCACCACCGCGCCACCAUGCCGCCGUGCCGCCGGGGAUCUUCGGGGUACCGCGGCGUUCGCGAGCGCCCCAACGGCUGGUACUCCGCCGAGAUCCGGUCCGGCGACGUCAGGCUCAGCCUCGGCUCGUUCCGGACCGCGCAGGAGGCAGCCCGCGCGUACGAUGCGGCGGCGUGGCGCCUGGAGAGGCCCCAUUCGCAAAUGAACUUUCGGGACGUCCACACGCGUGAACAGGCGCAGACCGUCGCCCCUCCACCUUGUCUGAUCACGGACCAAGACCAUGCGGACCAUGUUCGGCUGCAGCGCCGCCUCCUCAUCCCCGAGGAGGACGAGCGAGCCAUGGCGGAGUGGCGCCUGCGCCACCCGGAGGACGUCGCCAACGAGCGCGCCUACUGGGCGGAGAGGACGGCAAGGCGUCGCGCGGAGCGGGCGGACCGGUGUCGGCGGAAGGCAUUGGCGAUAUCGCAGUGCGAUACCAUUGAAGCAGGUGGGAGGUCUAUCUUCACGUCAGACGAUGAACGUUGGGACGACAUAUGA